Kogia breviceps (pygmy sperm whale) is the source of this 1926-nucleotide messenger RNA. RefSeq names its product myelin expression factor 2 (gene MYEF2). Gene Ontology annotation, molecular function: mRNA binding. Gene Ontology annotation, cellular component: ribonucleoprotein complex; cytoplasm; nucleus. Lineage: Eukaryota; Metazoa; Chordata; Mammalia; Artiodactyla; Physeteridae. The record is from RefSeq and is a predicted model, not a curated record.
AUCCGGGCAACUGAGCGCUCGGGGCCUUUUCAAAUCGGGAUCCGUUACCGCUUUCCCAGCCGCCGCCAUUGUGGCGCUCGGAGCCCCUCAACGCAGGCGGCGGCCGUGGCGGCGGGAUGGCCGACGCCGACAAGCCCGAGGUGCUUAGGGCAGCUGGCGACGACAGCCCGCAUCGGCAGCCCGCGGAGCCGCCGGGCGAACCCCGGCGAGAACCUCACCCGCCCGAGCAGGAGAAACAGCCGCCGCAGCACAGCAGCAGCUCCAAUGGCGUUAAAAUGGAGAAUGAUGAAUCACUCAAAGAAGAGAAAUCUGAAUUAAAAGAAAAAUCUACAGGAAAUAAGAAAGCCAACAGAUUUCAUCCUUAUUCAAAAGACAAGAAUUCAGGCACUGGAGAAAAGAAGGGUCCAAAUCGUAACAGAGUUUUUAUUAGCAACAUCCCAUAUGACAUGAAAUGGCAAGCCAUUAAAGAUCUAAUGAGAGAAAAAGUUGGUGAGGUUACAUACGUGGAGCUCUUUAAGGAUGCGGAAGGAAAAUCAAGGGGUUGUGGUGUGGUUGAAUUCAAAGAUGAAGAAUUUGUCAAGAAAGCACUAGAAACUAUGAACAAAUAUGAUCUUAGCGGAAGACCUUUGAAUAUCAAAGAGGAUCCUGAUGGAGAAAAUGCUCGUAGGGCACUGCAACGAACAGGAGGAUCAUUUCCAGGAGGACAUGUACCCGACAUGGGAUCGGGAUUGAUGAAUUUACCACCUUCCAUUCUCAAUAAUCCAAACAUUCCUCCUGAGGUUAUCAGUAAUUUGCAGGCUGGUAGACUUGGUUCCACAAUUUUUGUUGCUAAUCUUGACUUCAAAGUUGGUUGGAAGAAGCUAAAGGAAGUGUUCAGCAUAGCUGGAACUGUAAAGCGGGCAGAUAUUAAAGAAGACAAAGAUGGCAAGAGCAGAGGAAUGGGCACAGUCACUUUUGAACAAGCAAUUGAAGCAGUUCAAGCAAUUUCUAUGUUCAAUGGGCAGUUUUUGUUUGAUAGACCUAUGCAUGUGAAAAUGGAUGACAAGUCUGUCCCUCAUGAAGACUACCGUUCACAUGAUAGUAAAACACCACAAUUACCACGUGGUCUUGGAGGCAUUGGAAUGGGACUUGGUCCAGGUGGACAGCCUAUUAGUGCCAGCCAGUUGAACAUAGGUGGUGUAAUGGGAAAUUUAGGUCCAAGUGGUAUGGGAAUGGAUGGUCCAGGUUUUGGAGGAAUGAAUAGAAUUGGAGGAGGAAUUGGGUUUGGUGGUUUGGAAGCAGUGAGUAGCAUGGGAGGAUUUGGAGGAGUUGGUCGAAUGGGAGAGCUAUACCGUGGUGCGAUGACUAGUAGCAUGGAGAGAGAUUUUGGACGUGGUGAUAUUGGAAUAAAUCGAGGCUUUGGAGAUUCCUUUGGUAGACUUGGCAGUGCAAUGAUUGGAGGGUUUGCAGGAAGAAUAGGAGCUUCUAACAUGGGUCCAGUAGGAUCUGGAAUAAGUGGUGGAAUGGGUGGCAUGAACAGUGUGACUGGAGGAAUGGGGAUGGGACUGGAUCGGAUGAGUUCCAGCUUUGAUAGAAUGGGACCGGGUAUAGGAGCUAUACUGGAAAGGAGCAUCGAUAUGGAUCGAGGAUUUUUAUCGGGUCCUAUGGGAAGCGGAAUGAGAGACAGAAUAGGCUCCAAAGGCAACCAGAUAUUUGUCAGAAAUCUGCCUUUUGACUUGACUUGGCAGAAACUAAAAGAGAAAUUCAGUCAGUGUGGUCAUGUAAUGUUUGCAGAAAUAAAAAUGGAGAAUGGAAAGUCAAAAGGUUGUGGAACGGUCAGAUUUGACUCCCCAGAAUCAGCUGAAAAAGCCUGCAGAAUAAUGAAUGGCAUAAAAAUCAGUGGCAGAGAAAUUGAUGUUCGCUUGGAUCGUAAUGCAUAGUUUGAAA